GUUGUUGCUAGAAGGGAUAAAGCCACAGCAGUGGUGCGAUACCUCGCCAUAAAAUUACCAUAAAUUGUUUUAGAUAACGCAUAAACCAACCCUAAACCUUACCCUAGAAUAGUAAUAAAAUAAUAAUCAACUGAUUUCAGCGUGACAAAAAUUACGCGUUAUUGAAGUGCGCAUGCCGAGUGGAGGUAACGAUUCGACGGUUUCGCUUUUACACCCGCGUCUGUAAGGAAAUCAUAUACACAAUUAAAUAAACAUGAAAGUAAACUUCAUUAAGACAAUAUUACAUUGUUUCAUGGAUUUAUAAUAUUUCGCACCAUGAUCAUCAGCUGCUGCUACAUCUAUGCACUGCUGGUAAACAUCUGGACUACUGAUAAAGUAUAUUCACAGGUGACAAUUGAUGGGGUUGUUGGAGGUUCUGUUCUCUUGCCAUGUGCUUCAAAUACACAUGAGCACAACCUUCAAGACAUCGAUGUGCUUUGGAGACACAAUGCCAGUAUGAACGUGUUUACUAUACUUAAAGGUAAAGGUUCAGUGGAGCAUCAGGAACCAAAGUACAGGAACAAAACAGAAUUUUUUCCUGAUAAGUUUUUGAAAGGAAUCUUCUCCAUACAACUCAACAAGCUUAUCCACACUGAUGCUGGAGAAUAUGAAUGUUACAUUUUACAUUCAGGAGAAUAUGUGAAAGUCUGGCUGCUCAUUAAUGGUAGGUAGCCUGAGUACACUUUUUUUCAUGUUAUUAUGAAAUAAUAAUUGUUGUAAAUGGCAGGCAUAACUAUAGCACGAGUUGGUGCUUUAAAACAACCUAUUGUAAACAAAGCAUUAAACACAAACUAAUGGUGAAAGAUAAAUGAAUGGCAUAUGCAGAAAUACCAGAAUGUGUUUGCAUUUAAUGUUUUCUCUCAUUUCAGCGUAUUCACAGGUCACAGUUGACGGGGUUAUUGGAGGUUCUGUUUUCUUGCAUGUGCUUCAAAUAUAAAUGAGUACAAACUUCAAGACGUUGAUGUUCAUUGGAGACAUAAUGCCAGCAUGCAUGUCUAUGAUAUACUUAAAGGUAAAGGGUCAGUGGAGCAUCAGGAAGAAAGGUUCAAGAACAAAACAGACAUUUUUCCUGAUGGGUUUGUAAGAGGAAUCUUCUCCCUCCAACUCAACAAACUUGAACACUCUGAUGCCGGAGAAUAUGAAUGUUACAUCGUACAUUCAGGAGAACAUGUGAAUGUCCAGCUGCUUAUUAAUGGUGAGUAAAAACUAGGAAUGGGACUCAAUACUAUCCCGAUACUUGUGUGGCGAUUCAUUACAUAUUGCGAUAAUGAGAAUUGCGAUUCUAUUGCGAUAACUAUUGCGAUUCGAUAUUACAAUUUAUCACUUAUGAUUUUUGAUUUCCACACUUGGGAUUUAAACAUGGCUCUAGACUAACAUUUGAGAUGGAUGGCACUGAUGGCAUCAGCCCUUAACUUUAUAGCACAUUUUUAACAAAUUAAAUAAUUGAAUGCUACAUUUUUCUUUAUUUGUUGUAAACAACAGAAGAGCACAAUUCCUCUGAGCUCUAAAGACUUUUUGUAGCCAGGACCUGUAAUUUGGUUUAUCUUGGCCCCUUGAACCUAUUCUAAUGAGAUCAUCUAACAUGUCUUGUUUGAGACAGGUCCUCACAUCACACACAGGGCUCAACAAUAAGGAUUCUUUUCUAAUAUAAAGCAAAUAUACAAUAAUAAUCAGUGCUUCUCAGGUGUCUCAGGCUGGUCUAACAGUAGUUAUCAGGUACAGAAAUUGGAAAAAAUAAUCAAAUGUAAAAUAACACUUCAUACUCUUCACUUUACAAAUAAAACAUAGAUUAAACCUUAUUAAAUUUACAGAGGUGAAUCAGUCAGAAGUGA
Molecule: messenger RNA, 1871 nt
Organism: Triplophysa dalaica
Lineage: Eukaryota; Metazoa; Chordata; Actinopteri; Cypriniformes; Nemacheilidae
Product: V-set domain-containing T-cell activation inhibitor 1-like
Exons: 3
Coding region: 316-711 (131 amino acids)
Biological process (GO): cellular response to lipopolysaccharide; T cell costimulation; positive regulation of T cell proliferation
Cellular component (GO): external side of plasma membrane
Source: RefSeq, a predicted model, not a curated record